GAGAGAGAGAGAGGCGUAAUGGGGAUCAUAUUAUGUGCAAGAUACGCAAAUGGAGCAGCACCAUAAGCUGUUAUUGAAGCCAUUGUGACGAUUGCCCGGGAAAGAGAGAGAGAGAGCGAGAGAGUGACUGGCGCGAUGGAGGGGUGACCGAGAGUGAAUCUAGGGAGCGCAAGGUACGGAGAGAUCGAUAGGGAGGCAGGUCUGUAUAGCGGGGUGCGAGCGUGGCCAAGACUACGAGCCCUCAGUCAGCUGUGCGCCACUCUAGCGCCGCCACCACCGCGGAAACCAGUUCUGCCACAACUACUACACUCCACCGUUCGGCCUCUUGAGCCAUGUGCUGUCCCGGGCUGUGUGAGAGGUGAUGACGGGGAGACAAUGGUGGUGGUGGUGGAGUUUAUGCACCCUGGUGGCAGCAGUGGUGCCUGAGGGGGAAAAUGUGGGCCCAGUUCUACGCGACGCGGGGCGGGCUCCAACCGGCCAUCACUGUCCUGAGAGCUGCUCCUGUCUCCUCCCUGAAGAAGUGGCGUGUCUGGCUACGGGUGGAGAAAAGUACCCGCCUCGUCCGCCCAGUGACAUAACCAAACUCGUCCUGCAAGGUUACGAGUUUGUACCGACACACUUCCUCGCAAACCUUAAAAGUCUUCGCCACCUCGUGGUCAGCGGCAGUCAGGUCGACACACUUGCAUUUUUGCCGCUUCUGCCACAGCUGGAAGUGCUGCUAGUCACCUACAAUCGUCUUCGUUCCCUGGGCGGUGGUCACCUCAGAAAGAACACCCCAGCUCUCAUCCACCUUGACGCAUCUCAUAAUGAACUCAUGUUGCUCAAUACAACUGACCUGGAAGGGCUCCACCAGCUGCGUGUUUUGAGCCUCCACCAUAACCCCAUCUCAGAAGCAAGCACAGAAGCCCUGAAAGACCUCACCUCCCUGACACACCUUGACAUAUCCAAAUCAAAACUUCCAAAGCUUCACUCCCAUUGGUUGGCACAUGCUCAGAACCUAGAGUAUCUUAAUGUGAGUAAUGCAAAUGUAAGCGAAGUUCCACGGAUCCAAGGAGAGAACAUACGUGUGCUUGACGUAUCACACAACUUCCUCACCUUCCUCCCAGAUGGAUUGAUAAUGGCAACAUGCCUGCAAUCCCUAUUCCUGCACCAUAAUCCCCUUCAAACUGUUAAUGAACGCACUUUUAAGGGAGCUAAAUGCCUCCUCCAACUGUACCUCAGCCACACUCCAAUUGUUAACAUUGAUGAAUUUAUUUUUUCUGACAUGCCACAGUUGCUAGAGUUGCACCUUGAACACAAUGAAGACCUGCUCCGGGUUGAGCACGGAGCUUUCACUGGCCUCCACAAUUUGCAGUACUUGAAUCUUGCAGAGACACCAAAUUUGAAAGAAAUUGAGGAAGUUGCCUUUGCAGGCCUACCUCACCUCAUCUCCCUUGAUCUGCGGAAGUCUGGUCUUACGGUGCUACCACUUUCCUUAACCAACUUAGUUAAGCAUAAUACAUCAGUCUUUCUUGCAGGAACACAAUUACAUUGUGACUGCUAUCACUCAUGGCUUCCCAGUUUGCUCACAACCACUGACAUAUCAUCCUGGAAUGGUGUAGAGCCUCUUGCCUGCAGUGAUGGUCAGUUCAGGAGUGCUGCCAGGCUUGCAGCACACAUCAAUGCCUUAGGUUGUGAAAAACCAAAGGCUGUUACUCACUCUGGAGAUCGAGUGGUGGCUAAUAGCAGGCAGAGUGCCUUACUGGAAUGUAAUAUAACAGCUCAUCCUCAACAUACUGUUUUGUGGCUCUCCAAGGAGCACAAAGUCUUCCGAUACAACGGUACCAGCAGCGACCAUGACGACGAAUGGAUCAGCCAUCACAUCCAGCAGAUAGAAGGCUCUGCCAGCCAAGACCUGCGCUUUGAGGUGCUGGCGUCAGGCCACCUCCUUGUCAAAGAUGUGAUCCAUUCUGACAUAGGCUGGUACAAGUGUUUCGCCUACAACAGUGUGGGCAAUACCUCACUCCUAGUAUUCCUGGCCCUGAGCGAUGCUCCUCUACGUACCCUCUACAAUGAGAGUCUCCUCUUCGGCUUUGCGUGCGCCACCCUCUUCCUCCUCAUCACACUCUUCAUCCAACUUCUAAACUACCUCAUGGACAGACUAGGUUGGGCGUGCUGCUGUUGCUGCAAAGAUAGGCUGUCACCGAAAGCCCGGCAGAUAAGGAAGCUGCUGGAGAGUGUGGAAGCAUACAAGACACAGCAGCUCGACCGACUACGAGAGAAUUAUAACUACCAGGUUGUGAGCAUCAAGGACAGUUGCUACCAGCAGAUGGAGCGCAUCAGGGAAAGCUACAGUGCCCAGGGCAAGAACCUUAGGGACCUACGAGACUACAGUACUCAGGGCCUGACUUCCAUGCGAGACCAGUAUCUUGAUCAGGUGAACAAGGUGCGUGACUAUUCAGUGUCGCAGAUGAACAGAGUGAGGGAGAACUAUGUGUUCCAGCGUCAUCGCAUACGCAAGUUUAGUGCCCACCAGCUGUUGCGACUCCGAGAGACCUACAAGUAUCAACAGAAGACUCUGAACAAGAUUCUCGAAAACCUUCCUGACCUCUACUUGCAGAACUGUCGGACUGGAGCCUGUCAGAGGACAGACUCCAUUAUAUUUGAUGAUACUUUGCAUGGGAUCGAUGCUUACUAUAAAGUUGACUUCUUUGACACUCAGAGUCAUCACAGUUCAGAUUACUAUACACCGGCCAGCACUCUUACUCACUCCUUUAGAUCAUCAAAAGGACAAGAGCAUAUAAAGCAACAUUCUCGAACCUCUUCCAACACAUCAAGUGACUUUGUUGAGGCUCAGGCUUGGAUAAGGAGAGAUUCUAGCGCUGUCAGUGGAAAUAGUCCAUCUCGCACCAUCCCAAGCUAUGCCAAAAUACACAAUCGCAGCCUAAGUGUGGCUGGGGCCAGCUUCAACGUGUCUGAUCCAAUAAAGGUACACAAAAGAAGCCAGAGUGCAAGCCAUCCGUACCACAGGGUUGCUCCUGCCCCUGAGACGAGAGGCAUUCCCGCACGGAUCACUUUGUGUGAAGAGACUAGUGACUAUAACCAGACCUCCAUAAACUCCCCUGCCUCAGUUCCAAGUACUCCAGUUCAUAAGAAGAUGGAGUCAAAUUCACCUGCUAAUUCCCCUAAGGCACAAAAAGUGCAAAACAUUGACAAUCUUGACCAAGCCUCUCAGAAAAGGGAGGCAUUUGGUAAGAGUGCUGAUGCCACUCCCCGUAGUAGCUGUGAGACUAAUAAUUCCAGUGCUUGUGAAGAUGACGCAAACUCUGUUCCAAGUGAUGUUUCUGUGCAGCCCAGUGUGGUAGAUAGAGGAGUAGCAUUUGAAACCUCUCUCUAAGCUUCAAAUUAUUUUUCCCUACUAUAAUGAAUACUUGGGAAGAAUAGUAAUGCCUUCUUUUCUUCAGACAUAAUGGUGAGCAGCAUUAUAAAAUUUGGUAGUUCCAAAUUCCUAUAACCCACUUAGUGAGUGGUACAUGCCAAAUUAAUCCAAUCAUAAUAACAAAAAAUAACCAAAGCUAUUUUGAUUGUAUUUGUCUGGGAAGCUAGACCAUGAAGCCACUUGUGCCAACGUUUGUUUGUAAUUAGACCCUUGUAUAGGAUGAUGGUGUUUACUGUUCUAUGUGGAUUGACACUUUCCCUCAGCUGUGCAGCCAUUCAUAUCCCAUGCAGCUGUCUAAUUGCUAUUCCAACGUAUCGUCAACUCAUACCAAAUAUCAUUCAUAUAUUUUCAGGUUAGUGCCAUAAGCAAGAACCAAUUUCCAUCACAUGUUAUUUUUAGGGUUGUUAUUUCAAUAGUUAAAGAAUCUAGGUUGAAGUAAA
Scylla paramamosain (green mud crab) is the source of this 3858-nucleotide messenger RNA. RefSeq lists its product as uncharacterized. The coding region runs from base 362 to 3376 and encodes 1004 amino acids. The transcript is spliced from 5 exons. The record is from RefSeq and is a predicted model, not a curated record. Gene Ontology annotation, molecular function: protein binding. Gene Ontology annotation, cellular component: plasma membrane. Lineage: Eukaryota; Metazoa; Arthropoda; Malacostraca; Decapoda; Portunidae.